AGCUGCUGCCUUCGUCUCCUUUAUCAUCGCCGCGUCUCCUUGAUUACGGUUCAUCAACGCGCGGAGGAAGUGGGCUAUGCUCACCAGCGCGCGGUAAACCAGAGUAUGACGUCGCAAGGUUCUUCACGGCACGCGACCUUGUCGACCUCAUCAAUAACCUAUACAAGGCCGCAAAGAUUGCCGGGGACGAGGAGAGCAGCUUACAUGGCGACGAGCAAGCGAACCGUGUGAAGGCGAAAUGCAGCAAGGUCUGUGGCCUGUCCAAUCGUCUCAUCGACCUCUACGUCGCAACCAUCAAAGCCAAGGUGGCAAGGAUCCUGCGGAAGCUCGGGCUGGGACAGGAGAAGGGACAGGAGUUGCUCUACCACCACCUUGGACUGCUGCAGACUCUGGUGGACCAGGCGUUCGGGGCGUUCAAUGCGGUGCAGCAAGCUGAGGCGGCUCGCAUUAAACAGGCCAAGACGGGUAAUGAUGUUCGACGCGAGAACUCCGCAACACUGACAUGGCGCACACCUGCGGAGCGUAGGCCGUCUUUCAGGCCAGGCUCGCACGGCAGCUUGCCUCAGCCAGUGCAGCACUUGGACAUCAAGGACCUGCUGGAGGAGGCCCACAAGCAGUUCACCACGAUGGCUGAAGAGCUGCUGGAACUUAAGAUCAAGCUGGUUGCAGUGGAUCGCGCCCGCCUGCAGGAGGCCGUGGUCGCCGCCGAAGCGGAGGGUGAGGUACCUGAUCCGCUGCCCAAGAUAAAGCCGACUGCCGACUUUGUUGCAUACGGCUUUUGCUCCCGCUACACGGGGGACAGCAACGGUGGCGUAGAUUUCGUUAAGGCCGGCAUCUCCCGCACAGCUCGCGACGCGAUAUCAUCGGCCCAGAGUCGCCGGACGUCACGCCUUGUCCGCUCCACCGAGACCUCACCAGCAGUUACUCCACAACUACCCUUACCUCUCACAACGGCGGCGUAUGCGGAAAUCAACACCGGCGGCAGCCGCAGCCCCCGGGGAGUGUCAGAGCCGGGCCAAGAACACGGCCAUCAGGUGCAUGUGGCAUGGCCGUUUUCACCUUUACGGACCGGCGGCUCUGGGGUGUCAGGGAAGCACCGCAAGGGUGUCUCAGAUACAGGCGAGGCCAGCCGUGGCGUUCUGAGGACGCCGCCUAAGAGCCCCAUCGUUCCACGACUCGCAUUGCAUCGCCUUGUAGAACCUCAUUCGGCUGGAAAGACUGUGGGGGGCCAUAGCCCGCUUGGAGCCGCAGAGUCGGGAUACGGCAGUGGCAGCCAGGCGUCUGGAGCGGGGCUUACCUCGCCGUCGCGUAGCAGUCUGUCUUGCACGUCUGCGAAGCAGCGCAGCGCCAUAGAUUCGGGGGAUGCUAGCCACGGUGGCCAGAAGACGCCAACCAAGGGAGCCGUGUUCCGCCGGCAGCAAUCCAGGAGCAAAGAGACGUCCGCAGAAGUGAACGGCCAUAAGCCCCCUGUGCUUGCAGCGUUUGGGAGGUGCGUGCCUAGCAGCCCGGCCGGCCAUGCCUCGAAGAUAACGUCGCCGUCGACUGUGAGCGGAAGAGCCAUGGUGGCGCGGGAAGGCGCCGUUGUGCAUAGUACCACCACGCCAACGACAACAUCCGACACCACUCCGCCACCCCUCCACCAUGCCCCCGAUACGCCGCUGACCUUUGACACGCCGCGUUCGGAGGGGCCGCGCGGGUAUGUUCCUACCAGCGCCGAGGCUGCCAGCGACGGCUUCGCAUUUGACGAGGCUUUGCCGACGUCCGGUGACCCGUACUCUGACCUCAAGAUGCAGCUACAGGCACGGACGACGACCACUGAGAUCCUUUCGCUUCAAGCCGCAAGGUUUGGAGAGCAGCUUGUGCACCUGGAACAAGAGAAGGAGGAUGUGCGCGAGGGUCUACGCGAGCUGACACUUGAGGCGCUGCGAUUGGUGCUAGGCGAUCAUGUUGGACUUGGGGCGGCCCUACACCUGCUCGGCAUGUCCCAUGAACAGCUGGAGGCGUCGGCAGCUCUUUGCGAAUCUGGCGAGGCUACCAUAGCAGAGCUCCAGAUGACGCUACGGACGUGUCUGCAGCUGCUCGGUCACCAGCUGCGCCCAGCCCAGUACGACCUACCCCUCAAGAACAGCAUCAGCGGAGCCCUCUCGUCACACGGCGAUGGCGACGCACCUUGUGAACGCCCUAUUUGCGCGCGUUGCAGCGAGCUCGCGGCCCUCUUGGACCAGCUAUUGCCUUUGCUAAGUGCCGCAGCCACAGGCGACCACAUCGUUACUGCUGAUUUCAGCCUGGACGCGCCGCGCACCUCCAUACCUGUGCUCGCCGCGGAUGGGUCGCAUGACGAG
Astrephomene gubernaculifera is the source of this 2342-nucleotide messenger RNA. The record is from the annotation of a GenBank genome assembly. NCBI's taxonomy places the organism in Eukaryota, Viridiplantae, Chlorophyta, Chlorophyceae, Chlamydomonadales, Astrephomenaceae.